AUGAUUGUACUCAAAAAAAUCCUCCAAGCCCUAGUGGCCACCACCCUACUAACCAUCGCCCUGGGACGAGCAUCUCUCCAAUCCCAGCCGGCACAACAGCCCAUCUUACAAUCACUAAACCCACGGGAGGACCCGGGCUGUGAUGGCUCAGGCAUCGACCCAGACGGCCACUGCAGCGGUGACGGGAUCAUCGACGACCCGCAGAACCCGCGAGACAAGGAGCGCGAGGGGUUCAGAUUCGACAACCCCUCAACGAACUGCAAGUACGUCACACAAAUGUACGUCUGGGACUCCUUCAAAGACCUCGAGACAGACAUGACAAAACUUUUCACCCUGAUCCACAAGAAUGUCAGCUUCACCGUGGUAGGCCACCACCCGAUAGCUGGGCACUACAACGACCUGCUUCAUUUCUAUGUCAAUGCGCUGCGUCGGGUUAGCGUUAUGUUCUUCGACUAUGCCGAUAAGUUUGAGAUCCACCCACAGGCUAUCCAUGGGGGCUGUGAUAGUGCUUGGGCUGUGUCGGAGAUUCAGUUCAAGGGCAUGAUGAAUUCUGGGGAUCAGUUUGAUAUAGUCAAUGUGUGGGUGACGAAAUGGGACGCAAAUAAACAGAUGGUCGAGAUCCGGACAUACAUAGAUGCUCCACGGAUCAUGGACGCGCUUUCUAAGAACGAACUCUGGUGGAAUGGCAGCACGUCGCGCGAGAAUGUGCACUAUGUGCCGGGGCCCGCGGGCAUGCCUGAUCUCAAGGAACUGGAAGACCUUAUGGGGUACCCUGAUGGGCGUAAGUAUGAGGAUUGA
Aspergillus alliaceus is the source of this 798-nucleotide messenger RNA. RefSeq lists its product as uncharacterized. The record is from RefSeq and is a predicted model, not a curated record. The transcript has 2 exons. Gene Ontology annotation, biological process: response to xenobiotic stimulus. Lineage: Eukaryota; Fungi; Ascomycota; Eurotiomycetes; Eurotiales; Aspergillaceae. The coding region runs from base 1 to 798 and encodes 265 amino acids. Gene Ontology annotation, molecular function: DNA-binding transcription factor activity.